AUGAAGAUAGCGAACUCCCACAAAUGUACACCGCAUGAAGUGAUGUUUGGUUGGAAAAUGCAUUGCAUUUAUGAUACUCCCGAUGAAGAAGAAAACGAAGUCGAUGAGGACAAUCAAAUUUCAGUCUCAGAUGCCGUCGAUGAAGGAACCCCACAGGACCAUGAUACGAAUCCAAUAUUCAUAAAAUAA
Molecule: messenger RNA, 189 nt
Organism: Paraglomus brasilianum
Lineage: Eukaryota; Fungi; Glomeromycota; Glomeromycetes; Paraglomerales; Paraglomeraceae
Source: the annotation of a GenBank genome assembly